Messenger RNA from Drosophila mauritiana, 336 nucleotides. RefSeq lists its product as uncharacterized. The record is from RefSeq and is a predicted model, not a curated record. NCBI's taxonomy places the organism in Eukaryota, Metazoa, Arthropoda, Insecta, Diptera, Drosophilidae. The transcript has 2 exons. Bases 1 to 336 code for a protein of 111 amino acids.
AUGACGACGCCGGCGACAACAGACAAGAACAACGACAACGACAACAACACCAGUAGCAACACCAACACCAACAACAACACCAACAAGAGCUCCAACGAAAGCCGGCAACAACAGCGUGACAUGACCAGGACAACAACAAUGGCAGCCGGAAAAGCGUCGGGAAAAAUGAGGGAGGAAAAUAUAUGGCAUACACUUAGGCGCGCCAAGUCGCUUACUGACUUUUUGCCUAUCUCGCCCGCCCGAUUUCCCCCAUUUCCCGCCUUCCCCCCCGUUGGUGCUCCACACUGGAGCGAUACCAGUGUGUGCAUUGGGCUAGGUCAGCGGAUCGGAAUGUGA